This is a messenger RNA of Chenopodium quinoa (quinoa), 348 nucleotides long. Its product is annotated as probable mediator of RNA polymerase II transcription subunit 37e. Bases 1 to 348 code for a protein of 115 amino acids. Lineage: Eukaryota; Viridiplantae; Streptophyta; Magnoliopsida; Caryophyllales; Amaranthaceae. The record is from RefSeq and is a predicted model, not a curated record. The transcript has a single exon. Gene Ontology annotation, molecular function: ATP binding; ATP-dependent protein folding chaperone.
AUGAAGAAGACUGCCCAAAAGUACAAGGUUGACGAUGAGGAGCGUAAGAAGGCAGCCUUACUUAAGAACAAAUUGGAAAAUUAUGUAUACGAGGUAAAGGGAACCUUAAGCAGUAGUGGAAAGAAGAUGAAUAACAAGGAUAAAAGAAAAUUAGUUAACGCCAUUGAGAAAAUAACCCAGUGGCUGGAGUGGAACUAUUUGCUUGCUGAAGCUGUUAAGUUGGAGGAGAAAAUAGAAAAGUUUAAAAGCAUAUGCGAGGCUUUGAUCACACAGAUGCACCAUCAGGAGGAUGGUUCUGCUAAGGCUAGCAGUGGUUGCUCCAAGAUCGAUAUUAUAGAACUUGAUUAA